This is a messenger RNA of Bemisia tabaci, 3095 nucleotides long. Its product is annotated as probable ATP-dependent RNA helicase CG8611. The record is from RefSeq and is a predicted model, not a curated record. Lineage: Eukaryota; Metazoa; Arthropoda; Insecta; Hemiptera; Aleyrodidae. Gene Ontology annotation, molecular function: ATP binding; nucleic acid binding.
AACUGUUGUUGUUGAUAACAAGCCAUGUGGUCACUCAUAAUCAUAAUUAGAUGUGCUUUACUUAGUUUAGAUUGCAAGUUUUGUGGAUUUUCUUCUAAUUCUGCGCCUUUUUUACACUCUAAUUUCUGAGCAAUUUGAGUCUGGCAAGGAAUUUGAAGUCUGUGGAUGGUGAUUCCGCGUCGCAAUGGCCGGAGACACCGAUAAUAUCUGCCUCAACAUCGGAGCACGCACACUAGAUCCAGAGGUCUCAAAAUAUUUUCAAAGGCCCUCCGAAUCCAAAGGGACAGGUGCUUCCAAGACAACCAGAGUUAGUGCGAAGAGUGAUAUCAAACGCAAAGUCAACCCUGCUGUGAAGAAAGUUAACUCAGUCUUAAUUCAAAGGAGUUCAAAUGUGAAACCUAAGUUCGGGAAACCAGCAGAUGAGUCUCACAAAGAGAAGCAUCUCCUCUCUGCUGGAUCUAACAAGCCAAAGAAAGGAGAAACUAAUUCUGGAAAUGAAAUCGGGCAAGGUCCAAAGAAAGUUUCUACUAACACUUAUGGGCCUACUUCAUCCCUCUUCCGAAAAAAUCCAGAAGUCCCUCAGGUGGAGAACAAAUCCAUCAAACCAAAAAAUGAAGCUGUAUUUUCCUCAAAGUUUUUCAAGGAUGUUGCUGAAUUGCACCCUCAUACGGUGAAAAAUCUGGCAGAUGUGCUCCAUGUUACACAGAUGACGCAAGUGCAAGAGUUAACUCUAUUUCCGCUGCUGGAAGGAAAAGACUUGUUGGUUUGUUCUCAAACUGGGAGUGGUAAAACCUUGGCUUAUGCUUUACCGAUUGUUGAAAUGUUGCAGAAAAAAAGGCCUGAAAUUGUUAGGUCUGAUGGUGUCAAAGCAUUAGUAGUUUUACCAACACGAGAGCUUGCUCUUCAAACCUAUGAAUGCUUUGUUAAACUUGUGAAACCUUUUACCAGGUUAGUGCCUGGGCUUCUUGUCGGUGGUGAGAAACGAAAGUCAGAGAAGGCCAGGCUUAGGAAAGGUGUGAACAUCCUCGUAGGCACCCCUGGAAGACUGCUUGAUCAUGCCAUGCACACGUGCUGUCUGCAACUCUCCUCGGUUGAAUGGCUAAUUUUGGAUGAAGCCGACCGACUCCUUGAUCUGGGAUAUGAAAGAGAUGUUGCUAGUCUGGUUAGAACACUGGAUGAGCAGCAAAAAAACUCAAGACAAACAAUCCUACUCUCUGCAACCCUAACAUCAGCUGUUGAAAAGCUCGCAGGAUUAGCUCUCAAGAAUGCUGAACGAAUAGAUGUCUCAGACUCAAUCGAUCACGAGCUAGUCAUUCCUGACUUUUUGUGUCAAUGUUAUACAAUAACACCUCCUAAAUUAAGGCUCGCCGCUCUUGGUGCUUUCAUCAUUUGGAAAUGCUCUGUAGAAACAGCAGGCAAAAUGCUGGUAUUUAUGGCGACACAAGAUAUGGUAGAUUAUCACCACGAUCUUUUCAAUUCUGUAAUCAAUUCGGUAGUGAAGAAGAAAAUACUGUUUUCUAAACUUCACGGGAACAUGACUCAGCAAGAAAGGUUCAAAAUUUUCAAUGAUUUCCGACAAAGCUUAUCUGGUGUAUUAAUGUGCACGGAUGUUGCUGCCAGAGGAAUUGAUGUCCCCAAGGUUGAUUGGAUCAUUCAGUACACAGCACCUGUGUCCCCUGCGUACUACGUUCAUCGAGUGGGGCGAACAGCUAGGGCAGGAGAGGCAGGUUCAGCUCUCCUCUUUUUGGUUCCUUCAGAAGUCAGGUUCAUAGAACUUCUACAAGAACGUCAAAUACGACUUAUACAAGAGAAUGCAGAAAGUUACCUAGAAAAAUUACUUGCCCUCCGACAAGAUAAAAGACACCGACAGGAAAUUGGGUCCACCAUGGAGUCUGCUGCAACUUAUCUUCAAUUAGAAUUUGAAAAAGCCGUCCUAGAAAAUAAAGAGCUUCAUAAUUCAGCCAGUAAUGCUUACAUAUCAUGGAUUAGGUUCUAUUCAACCUACCCCAAGGAAGUCCGGUCGAUCUUCCCAUUCAAGGAGAUUCAUUUGGGUCACAUGGCCAAGAGUUUUGCUCUACGAGACCCGCCAUCAAAUAUCAGCCGACACGGGAAGGUCUUCGCCAAGAAAUCUCGGCCCUCGACCAAACAGAUAUCUUCGUCAAUAAAACCGGGGAAGAAAAGGAAAUUAACUCCCGCUGACAGACUUAGAAUUUUGACCAACGCGGAGUUCGAAAGUGGCUUACCCAGCAAGUCGGCAAAGUUCGAUUUCGCUGAUUGAAUCGAAGCCCCUCUUUUUUGUCUUCGUCUAUCAUAGCUUAUGGUUGUUUAAAGCAUGUCAAAAAAUGACUUGAAUUGCUAAGUAAUCCUAUAAUUUAACACCAAUAUGAAUGUCAACUGUGAAGUUUGAAACAGGUCCGUGUAAUGCCUUAAGUUUAGCCGUUUGGCUAUUAAUGGAAGGAUGACAGUUCUAUAAAAGUUAAACCCCACCUGAAUAGCUUUAUUGUUUUUCAACUGGGCAGGACCUUGUUAAGUAAAAUAUAUCUUCCUUAUAAUUACUCAGCGCGAUCCACCACGAUACAUUGAUGAAACCAGUCAUUUAAAAAUGACGUUGGGGUAUCUGAAGGUUGCGUUUUGCAUUGAUGACUCAUAGGCAGUUCUUUUUGUUUUCCUUUGUUUUUUUCGGAGGAAUUAGAAGAAUCUCGCCGAGCAACAAAAUCAUAACGUUCAAUCUAAGGGGUGAAAGUAAAGGAUUGCCCGUGAACUAAGUAUCAUACGAGGAGGUCGAUUGCAAUUGAUAGUAGUGUUACACUCUAUUGUAGAAGUGCUUAAAGUGCUUCACAAGAAGGUGUAGUGUAGAGUAGGUUGUCAGAACAAUCAACUCUUUUGCGCUGCGCAACUCGUAGACAGCCCCCAUCACGUUGCUUAUUUAUUAUCACGUUCAUGUCCACUGUCAUCUGGUCAUAAUUUUAUGGAACGGAUCAAAAUGACAAUUACUCCUAUUUGUAUUCAAAUGUCUGUGAUCUACGUUUUCAUUCCCGUUCAUUUUAUUUUAAAUUAUUUUUAAUAAAAAAGAACAAAAAAAUAAUUUCUGAAAA